UGACGCACACCGACCAGCUUUUCCUUGCUCAGUUAUUAGUCUAGUUUUUUUACGCCCUCUGCUUUAAUAUAGUGAUCUGAUAUGGGACCGCGUGUCACUGUCAGGGUUCCGCUGUCAUGUUCGUUACCGGCAGAAUGUUGAGCAACACCGGUGGAGUCGCGAGGGAAUUCCUAAUGUGGAGCGCUAUCUGGAUCACAGACAACUGACCCCAAAACAAGGAACAUGAGACGCGGUAAAGUUCCCAUACCGAUACUGGAUGUACUAUCGGCUAUUCUGCUGCUCAUGCACCUGUCUGAAAUGGCAACCAGGGCUGCAGCAAUGGUGUCCAGCAGGGUGUCAGUAGAGAGCAGUUGUCCUCUGGGCCAGUUUCCCUGUGGUAAUGUGACAGUGUGUCUACACCAGGCUCUACAGUGUAAUGGACAUAGAGACUGUCCCAAUGGAGCCGACGAGGACAACUGUGGAGACAACAGUGGAUGGGCGGACAUCUUUGAUCGAACCAUCAGGAAGGUCAAACCACAGGUCCUACCGUUACCAGAAGACUGCUUCUUGCAGCAGUACCCACAGCGUUGUGACUGUAUCAAGACAGAGCUGGAGUGUGUGGAAGUCAACCUACAUGACGUUCCUCAAGUCUCCACCAAUGUCACCUGGCUGUCUCUGAAGAGUAACGAGAUAAAGAGACUGUCGGACAACAUCUUCUCCAAAUACACACACCUGCAGAGACUGUUCUUACAGAAUAACAGCAUCCAGACAAUCUCCACUCAAGCCUUCAGUGGACUCUACAAACUGGAGAGACUGUUUCUCAGUGAGAACUCCAUCUCAUCUCUCAGCCCGGGUGUGUUCAGUGAUCUCCAUAAUUUAUGGUGGCUGGUGCUGGAUCACAACCCCCUGAACAGUGUUUCCCAAGACACCUUCACCGGCCUCACCUCCCUCAUGUUCCUCUCCAUGGUUAAUACAUCUCUGGUGCAGCUCCCCCAGCCCAGCCUCUGUCACCACACACCUAACCUCAGCUGGGUGGAUUUUGAGGGUAACCAGGUCUUAACCAUUAGCUACUCUACUCUGAUGACCUGCAGCCACCUCACAGUACUGCUCCUAAUGGACAACAAGAUCACAACUCUUCCUGAGAACACUUUUCAGUCUCUAGUGGUUCUAGAAGAACUAGACCUGUCGGACAACCGGAUUACUGAGCUCCCCAACAACACCUUUAAGAGCCUAAAGUCUCUCGUCAAACUGAACAUAUCCCAUAAUCCUCUGUUCCACAUCCACCCGGGUCACUUUGAUCACCUGACCCAGCUCCAGUCCCUAGGUCUGGAGGGUAUUGAGAUUCCAGACAUCCAGACGAAGAUGUUUGUACCCAUGGGAAACCUCUCACAUAUCUACUUCAAGACAUUCCAGUACUGUUCCUAUGCACCCCACGUGAGAACGUGCAAGCCCAACACAGACGGAAUCUCUUCCUUCGAGGACCUGUUAGCCAACGUGGUGCUCAGGGUCUCUGUGUGGGUCAUGGCCUUCAUCACAUGUUUUGGGAACCUCUUUGUCAUCGGGAUGAGGUCUCUGAUCAGGGCAGAGAACAACUUGCACGCCGCCUGCAUCAAAGUCCUCUGCUGUGCAGACUGUCUGAUGGGUGUGUACCUGUUCUUUGUCGGUGUGUUUGACGUGAAGUUCCGAGGGGAGUACAAUCGGAACGCUCUCCUGUGGAUGGAGAGUGUGGAAUGUCGAACCAUCGGAUUCCUGGCUAUGCUCUCCUCAGAGGUAUCAGUUCUGCUGCUGACCUACCUGACUAUGGAGAAGUUCCUGGUCAUAGUGUUUCCCUUCAGCCACCUGAGACCUGGUAAACUACAGACUGUGGUGGUGCUAGUGUCUAUCUGGGUGCUGGGGUUCAUCAUCGCUGUGGUUCCCUUGCUGAACGACGAUCUGUUUGGGAACUACUAUGGUCGUAAUGGGGUCUGCUUCCCCCUACACUCUGACAGACAGGAGAAACCCACUGCUAAAGGAUACUCUAUCGGAAUAUUCCUUGGUCUGAACCUGGUAGCCUUCCUGGUGAUCGUGUUCUCCUACUCCUCCAUGUUCUACUCCAUCUAUAAGACUGGAAUCAAUGCUACAGACCUGAGGAGCAGGCUACACAGAGAUGUGGCUGUAGCUAACAGGUUCUUCUUCAUCGUCUUCUCUGACGCCCUCUGCUGGAUCCCCAUCUUCCUGGUCAAGAUACUGUCCCUGCUGCAGGUAGAGAUACCAGGUACCAUCUCAUCCUGGGUGGUGAUCUUUAUAUUACCCAUCAACAGUGCCCUGAACCCCAUCCUCUACACCCUGACUACCAGCUUCUUCAGAGAACAGGUGGAGGUGCUGCUGUGUCGCUGGCAGAGACGGUCGACCAUGAAGAAGAACAGGAAGAGCCUGACCUCCUCUAUCAUACAUGGAGGCCUCACGGAAUACAUCCUAUCACCCCCCAGUCUACCUACUGACAUGGACCCUCGCUAUGGGUGAGGGAAGGAGGGAGAGACAUACUACCACCCCCCUUCAUAUCUGCCCAGAAUUUCAUUGGAUCCUGACUGUGGGUAGAAAGGGGGAGAGUGGAGUAAAGAGGAAGGACAGUAUUCAUUUUACCACCACCUGAAUCCCACUGACUGAGAUAUGAAGGCAUCUCUCCACCUGGGGAAGGAGAGGAGAUAUUUUACCACCACCUGAAUCCCACUGACUGAGAUAUGAAGGCAUCUCUCCACCUGGGGAAGGAGAGGAGAUAUUUUACCACCACCUGAAUCCCACUGACUGAGAUAUGAAGGCAUCUCUCCACCUGGGGAAGGAGAGGAGAUAUUUUACCACCACCUGAAUCCCACUGACUGAGAUAUGAAGGCAUCUCUCCACCUGGGGAAGGAGAGGAGAUAUUUUACCACCACCUGAAUCCCACUGACUGAGAUAUGAAGGCAUCUCUCCACCUGGGGAAGGAGAGGAGAUAUUUUACCACCACCUGAAUCCCACUGACUGAGAUAUGAAGGCAUCUCUCCACCUGG
Messenger RNA from Oncorhynchus nerka (sockeye salmon), 3005 nucleotides. Its product is annotated as relaxin receptor 2-like. Gene Ontology annotation, cellular component: plasma membrane. The coding region runs from base 223 to 2481 and encodes 752 amino acids. Lineage: Eukaryota; Metazoa; Chordata; Actinopteri; Salmoniformes; Salmonidae. The transcript has 22 exons. Gene Ontology annotation, molecular function: protein binding; G protein-coupled peptide receptor activity. The record is from RefSeq and is a predicted model, not a curated record. Gene Ontology annotation, biological process: activation of adenylate cyclase activity; hormone-mediated signaling pathway; adenylate cyclase-activating G protein-coupled receptor signaling pathway.